Orycteropus afer afer is the source of this 3195-nucleotide messenger RNA. RefSeq names its product ubiquitin specific peptidase 53 (gene USP53). Gene Ontology annotation, molecular function: cysteine-type deubiquitinase activity. NCBI's taxonomy places the organism in Eukaryota, Metazoa, Chordata, Mammalia, Tubulidentata, Orycteropodidae. The record is from RefSeq and is a predicted model, not a curated record. Bases 1 to 3195 code for a protein of 1064 amino acids. The transcript is spliced from 15 exons. Gene Ontology annotation, cellular component: cell-cell junction. Gene Ontology annotation, biological process: sensory perception of sound; response to auditory stimulus; protein deubiquitination.
AUGGCAUGGGUAAAAUUCUUACGGAAACCUGGUGGCAAUCUUGGAAAAGUUUAUCAACCUGGAAGUAUGCUGUCGCUAGCCCCUACCAAAGGAUUAUUAAAUGAACCAGGACAAAACAGCUGUUUUCUUAAUAGUGCUGUGCAGGUUUUAUGGCAAUUGGACAUAUUCCGACGAAGCUUGAGGAUUUUAACUGGACAUGUUUGUCAGGGAGAUGCCUGCAUAUUUUGUGCAUUGAAGACAAUAUUUGCACAGUUUCAACACAGUCGAGAAAAAGCACUUCCCUCGGAUAACAUAAGGCAUGCUCUUGCAGAAAGCUUCAAAGAUGAGCAGCGAUUUCAGCUUGGCCUUAUGGAUGAUGCUGCAGAGUGCUUUGAAAAUAUAUUGGAAAGGAUUCAUUUUCACAUAGUGCCAAGCAGAGAUGCAGACAUGUGUACUUCUAAGUCUUGUAUUACUCACCAGAAGUUUGCUAUGACUCUGUAUGAACAGUGUGUGUGUCGUAGCUGUGGAGCAUCAUCAGAUCCUCUACCGUUUACAGAAUUUGUGCGGUACAUUUCUACAACAGCCCUAUGCAAUGAAAUUGAUAGAAUGAUGGAAAGACAUGAACGCUUUAGGCCGGAAAUGUUUGCAGAAUUGCUACAAGCAGCAAAUACCACUGAUGACUAUAGAAAAUGUCCUAGUAACUGUGGCCAAAAAAUAAAAAUUCGUCGUGUUUUAAUGAAUUGCCCAGAGAUUGUUACAAUUGGUUUGGUCUGGGAUUCUGAGCAUUCUGACUUGACCGAAGAUGUUGUUCGGAAUCUGGCAACACAUCUUUAUCUUCCUGGGCUUUUUUAUAGGGUUACUGAUGAAAAUGCCAAAAAUAGUGAACUUCACCUUGUGGGUAUGAUCUGCUACACCAGCCGACAUUAUUGUGCCUUUGCUUUUCAUACCAAGAGUUCCAAGUGGGUAUUCUUUGAUGAUGCAAAUGUAAAAGAGGUUGGAACUAGAUGGAAAGAUGUGGUCUCCAAGUGCAGCCGAUGCCACUUCCAGCCACUGCUUUUGUUUUAUGCAAACCCAGAUGGCACAGCAGUUUCUACUGACGAUGCACUUAGGCAGGUCGUCCACUGGUCACAUUAUAAAUCCGUUGCAGAAAAUAUGGGAUGUGAAAAGCCCUCGAUUUAUAAGUCAGAUAAUUCAAAAGAAAAUGGAUUUGGUGAUCAGGUAAAACAGAGGGAAAAUCAGAAAUUUCAAACAGAUGAUACUUCAUCAUUUAAUCGGAGCCAUGUUCAAACAAGUGGAGGUAGAGGACCAGUUAAGUUAAGUCACAGUGAUCAAAGGGAAAAAAUAAAAGACAUUUCUAGAGAAUGUGCCCUGAAAGCCCUUGAACAGAAAAGUUUACUUUCCUCGCAAAGGAAAGAUUUGGAGAGGGAACAAAGAAAAGAUUUGGGCCAACACAGAGAUUUUGUUGAUGAAGACCUUUCUUAUUUCAAGUCUGGAUCACCUCCUAUCCAAAAUGGUUUUAGACAAUAUGGAAAUCCACAUCUGUAUAGUAGCCAAGGAAAAGGACCAAAUAAAUACGACCGAAUCGCCCAUCAGAGCCGAGCUUCUGCACAAAUGCUAAGUUCAAAUAAAUCCCAGAUUCUUCCUUCAGGAGAGAAAAUAAUUGGCAAAGUUAAGCGUGACAGUGGCACUGGAUAUGAUACAGACAGCAGCCAAGAUUCUAGGGAUAAAGGAAGCAGCUGUAAUAGCAGCAGUAAAAGCCGGAACCGAGGUUGGAAACCUAUGAGAGAAACAUUAAAUGUUGAUAGCAUUUUCAGUGAAAGUGAAAAAAGGCAGCAUAGUCCAAGACAUAAAUCAAAUAUCAGCAACAAACCUAAAUGUAGCAAAGAUCAGAGUUUUAACAAUUGGCCAAAAGAGAAUGCAAAGCAAAAAGGUUUAAUGACCAUAUAUGAAGAUGAAGUAAAGCAGGAACUAGGAAGCAGGAGUUCCCUUGAAUCUAAUGAAAAAGGAACAGAGAAAAAUAAAGGCCUCAGAGAGACUAAAGUUCACAGUGACACUUGGCAGAUGCAAAGGACCGAGUCUGGAUAUGAAAGCAGUGAUCAUAUCAGUAAUGGAUCUACUAAUUUGGACUCCCCUGUUAUUGAUGGAAAUGGUACAGUAGUGGAUAUCAGUGGUGUUAAAGAAGCAGUAUCCUUCAGUGACCAGAUUAAGUCAAGCAACCAAAAUAUAGAACAUGUGGACUGUAUUUCUCAUCAGAGCAAAAACCACUUGGAAGGUUUUAGAAAAGAACUCAAGAACUUGGAAAUAGGCAGUAAAUCUCAUGAGUUCCACCCAGAAUCACAUCUGCAAAUAAAAAGUUCUUUAAUGAGAAGGUCACAUACAAAUGAAACCAAUGGAAAGUUAUUUCCUUCAUCCAGUUCACAAAUACUCAAGGACCAUGCUGUAAGAGAGCAUACCCAUCAGUCAGGUGAACAGAAGCUUGAAAAAUCAAGUGCAUACAAAUUUUCUGAGUGGCUUAAUAAAGAAAAUUCUGAGAGAACAGGUUUGCCUUUUCACAUUGAUGACAAUUCUACGUCUGAAAACAGAGUGAAAACUAAUGAAAUAAUUUCACCAUCUCUCCUGCGGUCAUCACAAAUGAGAACUGUUGGGUUAAAGCCAGAAACUGCUUCCAUUGUGCAGCCACAAAAUAUCAUGGAACAAUGUUACUCUGAGAACUUUCUAUCCAGAGGACAUAUAAUUCAAUCAUUUUGCAGAUCUGAUGAUUGUCAGAUGCCAAAACUUGUUUGCCAGAAUCUACCACCCCCUUUGCCACCAAAGAAAUAUGCUACAACUAGUGUGCCUCAGUCAGAAAAAAAUGAAUCUAUACCUGAUGUUAAAGUUACAGAGAUGUUGAAAGCUAAUUCUUUGAGUCUACCAAGUACAUCUUCAGAACCAGGUAUAAAAGUGAAUACAUAUGUAAAUGAUGAAAGACUUAAGGAAACAUUUCAAGUGAAAGAGUGUGUUGGCAUCGUACCAGACUACCUAUCCAACUCUUCAACUAAUGGUUUUCAGGCAGACUCAGGUGCAGUUGUUGAUGCAUUUUGCCAACCAGAACUAGAUUCUAGUUUUCCAUGUCCAAGUGAGACAAUUUCAUUAACCACCUAUUUUUCAGUUGAUAGCUGUAUGACUGAUACAUACAGGCUGAAAUACCAUCAGAGGCCCAAGCUUUCUUUUCCAUAG